Molecule: messenger RNA, 1230 nt
Organism: Fraxinus pennsylvanica
Lineage: Eukaryota; Viridiplantae; Streptophyta; Magnoliopsida; Lamiales; Oleaceae
Source: the annotation of a GenBank genome assembly
AUGAACUAUCCAACUCAAACCCUCAAAACCCUUUUGAGAAGCCCCAUAGCCAUCAAAACAGGCUCUCAAGCCAAGCAACUGCAUGCUCAAAUUAUCAAAUUUCAAGGAGGGGAAACCCCCUUUUAUGCAUUCACUACUAUAGUUGCAAGUGUUGAAUUAAGUCAAUACAUUAGAAAACAAAUUGCAAGUGUUAACCAAAAUGCUUAUUUGAAUAAUAAUGUGAAGACUCAGUCGGAUCCUAGUGGUGGGGGGAUGGAAGUCGUUGAUAAUUUGAAGAAAAGAAAGAAUGAAGCUUUAUGCUGCCUGGAUAGUGUGAGAAAAGUUUUUGAAAUGAUGAUAGUUACAGAUGGUGUCUCAUGGAAUACAGUUAUUGGAGGGCAAGUGCAAAAUGGGAUGUAUGAGGAAGCUCUGAUUACAGUCAGGGAGAUGGGGAAUGCGAAUUUGAAUCCUGAUUCUUUCACUUUAUCUACGAUUCUUCCUAUCUUUUCAGAGUAUGUAGAUGUGAUGAAGGGAAAGGAGAUUCAUGGGUAUGUCACCAGGCACGGGUUUGAAGAAGAUGUUUACAUUGGAAGUAGUUUGAUUGAUAUGUAUGCAAAUUGUACCCAGGUGGAAGAUUCAUACAAGGUUUUCAAUUUGUCACCUCGAAAGGAUAGUGUUUUGUGGAACUCAAUAAUAGCAGCUUGUGUGCAGAAUGGCAGGUUUGAUGCAGGGCUGAAAUGGUUUAGGGAGAUGUUAAUGUCUGGUAUUGAGCCUGUGGGUGUGUCAUUUUCGAGCAUAAUGCCAGCUUGUGCUCAUUUGACGACACUACAUUUAGGUAAGCAGCUCCACGGAUGUAUCAUGAGGCUGGGUUUUGAUGAUAACAAGUAUGUAGCUAGCUCCCUGAUGGACAUGGACUAUUUCUCGAUGGGGCUCAAUAUAAGCUUCUCUUUUAUUUAUGUUCAUGAGCAGACCAGCACUGUAAUUACUAUAAUUGCCAUAGAAACGCAGACCAUACAGAUUGAGGAGGCAAUUGCCAUACAAAGCAGCAAUGACAUUGGGCACAGCACUGUGGAAUACCAUCAAGGAAAACCUUUGGGAAGCUUUGAAGGCAACGAAUCUACAGCUGUUUCAAAUGAGGAAAAAGCAAUUAUCCUCUACAAGCCUGGUUCACAAACAUCUGAAGCAAAGGGGUUGUCGUCACAGGAAGAAAAUUCGAAAUCAAUAUGGCCAAUGAAGUUAGAGAAAGUUUAA